Molecule: messenger RNA, 597 nt
Organism: Branchiostoma belcheri (Belcher's lancelet)
Lineage: Eukaryota; Metazoa; Chordata; Leptocardii; Amphioxiformes; Branchiostomatidae
Exons: 5
Coding region: 192-527 (111 amino acids)
Source: RefSeq, a predicted model, not a curated record
CCGAACGUCUGGAACGCGUAGGCGGCGUAGUGCCGGGGAGACGGUAGACAACGUGGCGUGUUCAUCUCCGGCGACUGGGCUCCACUAUACCCCAACUACCACGGAGAGCAGGACUCAAUUUGUGCGGCUCACUUCGCAGUGUUACAUCUUCUUACCGAAUAUCCAAGAGUAACCAAAGACGACAUCUCACAAUGGCGCACAAAGUGGCUGUCUUCAUUUUGUUCGCCUUCAUCCUGUCGGUUUCCAUGGAGACAGGGAAUGCCUGGAAGUUUAUGAAGCGCAACAAAAGCUCCGGUUCCAACAUCGCCAGGAAGGUGAAGAGAGCCUACGACCAGAACUGGGUGGAUGACGCCAUAAACGCCGGCUGCACGCCGCACCAGGAGCCUUGCCAGCGCGGCACGUUCUGUUGCCCUGCGUCCGGCGGUCGGUUCGGAAUGUGCCAUCUCGAGAAGGACGGAAACAACAGGUGUGAGUACGUGAUAGUAGAGGCGGGGCCCGACUCACAAGGCCCAGUCGGUCUAGACUAACCAGCCCUGCACGGAGCCAACAACAUCGGCAAGAUGUGGGGAGUAGCACGUGCAAUAAUGAGUGACAAAG